GGAAAGCAGGAAGUGAACAAAUGUAACUGAUUGUAAAAGUACCAGAUGGAGGGGUAGGAUUUAAUAAGCUUUGCUUCUUCCUACUCCUUUUGGACAUGUGGAACUAGGAACUGAUUAUGGGAUGCAUUCAAUUGUAAUCUGAUGCAUGUUGAAAUGAAAUAAAACCAUUACCAUUACCAUGCUGGGACUUACCCUUGUGAUAAAAAAAACACUUAUUCCUGCUCGUAGCGUGAAUUACCCACAGGCAGGAAGCUACAUGGAAAAAACGGCGCACACACUCUGUUUUCAUUUUAUGUAAUUGUGUGUUAUGUAAUUACGGAAUUCCCAUCGCAUGUUCGACAACACCUGCCACAGACUCCGCCGCCUGGCGACAAAUCCCCGAGUCAGUAAACAAGUCAGUUGUCCGGAAAGUCUUCUUCCCUCUGGCAGACUUUUUGUCAUCUUAAAGACUUUUUGUUGCAUGUUUUUUUUAGCAUUGUAGUUACUCGGCAACCUUUUGGCAUUGGACCCGCAGACAAAUUGCUCAUCUUGGUGCGUGCGUGAAGGGAGUCCCCACUGUAAGAUACUUGGCGGCCUGAGCGGAGACGAGGCAUAUUGAGGCAAGCAUCAGGCAGAGGUGGUUGCAGUUCCUGAUUCCCAGCCAGCAAGAAAAAAAUAUGCUCAUCGGCACUUCAACCAGGACUGUUUUAUGAACAUGGACCAAUACGAAUCUGAACUGUUGCUGAAGUCCGACGCCUUUCCGACGUUACUUUGCUGUGUUGACGAGUCAGAAGAGCAACCUAAUGAAAUAUGUCCCUCGGCUACGUCUCCGCCAGUGUGUGUGCGUGUCCUGUGUGAGAAUAGUAGAGCGUCGGAGCGUGUGCGUGCUUGCCCAGCCCAGCCUAAGGACAGUCAGACCAGCCUUCUCACAUAUACAGCAUGCACACCGACGCAGCGCUCCAUGUAAAUACACGCACAGACCCAAUGCCCCCCUCCUGUUUCCCCCUGCAGCUUUGCAACUCUCAGCCAGCUGACCCAGGCCGGGGGGGGGGGCGCCAUCCCUGCCCUGCCCGAGGGAAGGCUUCUCCUGCUGGGGCCCACAAUCCCACUCCACACGCCGCGGUCUGGACUUUAUCCACUCCAUCUGUGACCACGUUUGCCACAGUCACUCAGUCUGGGGACGCGGCCGAGCGGAGACCACAAGAUGGGACCGGCUGAUAAGAGCCUGGAGGGCGUGUCUACACUUGCUGCUUCCUCUGGGCGGGACACUCCUGUCAGCUUCCUCGUCAUUGGUCAGCCUCUCAGAAGAGGCGGAGUCAAGCUUGAACAAAACACAGCGAAGUGGCGUUCAGGCGAAUCAGUGGAGUUUCGACUACAACCGGAGAAAGACUUAGACCCGUUUGAAACCAGUUGAGUUCUAGAUUAACAGGACCUUUAGUGUGAUUUAAAAGUACUUUGUGAGAAUACCAGAAAUGGAUUUAGCGUGCGUGCUGUGUUUGGUGCUGAGCAUCUGGUUCGCGUCCGCGGAGAGACACAGCGUGUUUUGGAACAGCUCCAAUCCCAACUUCCUGUGGGACGACUACACGGUGGAAGUCAGCAUCAACGACUACCUGGACAUCGUCUGCCCGCACUACGCCCACGGCGAGGUCCCGCCCCACAGCGCCGAGCGCUACGUGCUCUACAUGGUGGAGCGAGAGGACUACGAGGUGUGCAAGCCGCACUCCUUCGACCAGCUCCGGUGGGAAUGCUCGCGGCCUUUCGCUCCUCACGCUCCGGAGAAGUUCUCCGAGAAGUUCCAGCGCUUCACCCCCUUCACCCUGGGCAAGGAGUUCAGGCAGGGAGAGAGCUAUUAUUACAUCUCCAAGCCCAUGCAUCACCACGGCCAGGACUGUCUGCGUCUCAGAGUGGACGUCACCGGCCAGAAAGUCCCGGCUAAAUCCAACGUGGACAAACCCAAGACCGCGGUGGAGAAAGGCGUGGACGCGUCCAAAGCCAAGUUUGUGUCCGCGGGGGGGGUGCACAACCUCUCCAAUCGUCUCCCAGCAGACGACCCCACGGCCAUGGAACCCAAUGUUCAGAGGAGUAUCGGAAAUACCGGAACGCGGACGAUGUCCUUAUCGUUAUUUUUUAUCACGCUGCUUCCGGUUUUGUUAGCGGUGAUGCUUCACUGAUUGCGAUGACAAAGACGUUGCUAACGAACUUUUAAAAAAAGAACAACAGUGCUGGUCGCUGGAGUCACAGAGACAGACUUUUUAUACAACCACCAACUGUGAGUGUGUGUGUGUGUGUGUGUGUGUGUGUGUGAUUGUGUUGUUGUGGUGUGAAUGUGGGGUGCGGAGCGCUCCAAAGAAGAGGACCUCAAUUUUUUUUUUUUUUUUUUUUUUUUUACAUAUCUGACAAAAAUAAGUAUGAAGAGCAUCAUUUUCAAUGCACUCACAUUUGGACAUUUACUGUUCUCAUACCACUCCAUAGGUACAACUCCUCCUCCGUGUGUACAGCGAGGAUGAAUGGCGUUGACACGGGAAAAAUACUCCGCUACUUUUAACGGUAGCAUUCAAUAUGGAGGACUUUUUUUUUUUUUUUUCCCAUCGUUAUUGUUUAUGUAGCACUCACCCCUUCUUGUAUCUCUGCACACGUCUGACAGCUUCUAUGGAGGACCAAAACUGCCAAAAUAAUAAAUAAAUAAAUAAAUAAAUAAAAGUGGAAAUAAAAACAAAAAUGAAAAAAAAAAAUCAAAAAAUUAAAUACGAAAAAAAAUAAUAUAAAUGGAAAUAAAAACAAAAAUAAAAAAUAUAUAAAUAAAUAAAUAAAAGCAAAAAUAAAUACAACAAUAAAAAACAAGAUUCAAAAAUUAAAAAUAAAUACAAAAAUAAAUAUAUAAAUAGAAUUACAUAUCAAUAAAUAAAUAAAAGCACUCUGCUCUCAUAUGUAUUUAUUUCAUGCAGCAGACAAUGUCAGCUUGAAAUGCAGAAGGAAAAACUAUUCAAAUGAGGGGGCGGUCCUAAGUGUGUCUUGGGUUGAACUGUUUGCCUAUUGGUUGAUCGACAUGUGAGUGCGAAAAUCGACUAGGUAUGCCUGCCAAACGGCCACAGCAAGAGGAAGUACACAGGGAGAAAAGUAUACAUUUACCGGGACGAAUGAAAUAAAUACAUAUGAGAGCAGAGUGCUUUUAUUUAUUUAUUGAUAUGUAAUUCUAUUUAUAUAUUUAUUUUUGUAUUUAUUUCUACAUUUAUUUUUGUAUUUUUUUUUAUUUUUGAAUCUUGUUUUUUUAUUUUUGUAUUUAUUUUUGCUUUUAUAUUUUAUUUAUGUUUAUUAUUAUUAUUAUGUUUAUGUUUUUAUUUCCAUUUAUAUUAUUUUUUUUGUAUUUAAUUUUUUGAUAUUUUUGUUAUUAUUAUUAUUUUAUUUAUUUAUUUAUUAUUUUGGCAGUUUUGGUCCUCCAUAAGCUUCACGCCGACUUCACCAACACACAACCCACUUGUUAUUUUUUUAAUUUGUUCGGUUUUCUGGUACACGUCUGCAGACCCCCAACUUGUCGGACCUCGCCUACUUGAAGGGGCUUUUUUUUUUAAAUCCAUACACUGUACAGUGUUUUUUUUUUUUGUUUGUUUUUUUUACUUGUUCAUAUGUACAUGUUGUACAGAGGUAAAUAUAUGAGAAAUUGUUUUACGAUGUGAAAAACUUAGUGGAAUAAAAGAAAAGUGUUGUUAUAUA
This is a messenger RNA of Doryrhamphus excisus (bluestripe pipefish), 3690 nucleotides long. The record is from RefSeq and is a predicted model, not a curated record. Lineage: Eukaryota; Metazoa; Chordata; Actinopteri; Syngnathiformes; Syngnathidae.